AUUUAAAUAUUAUGUUAGCUAAGGCUGUGCUUAUCACAAACUGUCGAGGAAUUUAAAUAAUCUUCAAAGAAGUCCGUGUCAAAAGUCUCUGUUACAGUAACGGUAGCUGGUUAAACAGCACCGCCAUACGGCAGUAUUAAGCAUUCACAAUGCUCGGGCCGUUUGGAUUGCUUUUAUUUUGAAAAAACAACAAGCCACGUACGGGAAGUCGGAGGGGAAAUCAGCUGAAAUCCGCGGAAAGCAUCAGCAGGACUAUUUUUCACUACUUAGCUAGCUAUCCAUCUAUAUCCAAUUUCUGUUGUUAAUUUCCCUCUUUUUUGCUGUCAAAACUCCACACAGGCGAUGUCUGAGUCAUACGAUUUCCUGUUUAAAUUCCUGGUGAUUGGGAAUGCUGGAACGGGCAAAUCCUGUCUGCUGCACCAGUUCAUAGAGAAGAGAUUUAAGGAUGAAUCCAACCACACGAUUGGAGUGGAGUUUGGCUCCAAGAUCAUCAAUGUUGUCAAUAAAAUGGUCAAACUGCAGAUUUGGGACACUGCAGGACAAGAAAGGUUCAGGUCUGUGACCAGGAGUUACUACAGAGGAGCUGCGGGGGCUCUGCUGGUCUAUGAUAUCACCAGUCGAGAGACAUACAACGCUCUGACAACGUGGCUGAGUGAUGCUAGGAUGCUGGCCAGUCAGAACAUCGUCAUCAUUCUAUGUGGAAACAAGAAGGACCUGGACGCAGACAGAGAGGUCACGUUCCUGGAGGCUUCGCGCUUUGCUCAGGAGAAUGAGCUGAUGUUCCUGGAGACAAGUGCUCUAACUGGGGAGAACGUUGAAGAGGCCUUUGUCCAGUGUGCUCGGAAAAUCCUCAACAAGAUAGAGUCAGGUGAGCUGGAUCCAGAGAGGAUGGGUUCAGGGAUCCAGUAUGGUGACGCUGCGUUACGACAGCUCCGUUCUCCUCGUCGUGCUCAGCUGCAGGGCACCCAGGAGUGUGGCUGCUAGUGGACGCACCCAGUAACACACACAGACAAGGCGGGUUUGUGAAGACCAGGAAAUGAAGAGCCACGGGGGAACCAAGGUUCAGGUUGUUAUGCUGGUGACUCCUCUCUGACCUUUUCGCACGGAAAAACCUUUGGAACCUUUGUUGUCAUGACUGCACCUGCAGAGAGCUCAAAAGACCUCCCAGCCACGCCCCCUCAGACCUCUCUGACCAUCUCCAAGGUAACCAGAGACCGCAAACCCUGCAACAUCCUGCUCCACUGUUGGACCAAACCUUCCCCAGCCCUCCAAUCAGUAUGUGAAUACUGACAUGGUUGUCCCCUCUCACAUCGGGCAGUGACACACUACACAUACAUUUUGCACUCCAUGUAUACCUUCUCACACGCGUUCUCUCCCAGUGACGUGCCCCCAGGCAAUGUAGCUAGCAAAUUUCCUACCUACCCAACCUGGUGUUUACAUCCCAUCAUUGUCUCUAUUGCCUUCUUACACAUCUGCUUACCUGUCUACCUACCUGCCUCUCUGAAUCUCCCUAAAGCAUCUUAUACCCUGUACAGUGUUUCUGUACAUAGACCGCUGCAUGUUUUCUCAAACAGAAUAUCACAGUAUUUCAUUAUGAAGAGAUAUAUGUAUAUUAAAGUAGAUAUCAGCAUCUGUCUCAUGCUCCACUGUAUUAUUAUCAUGUUAAGCUACAAUACACUGGCCACUCGUAAGCAGUAAAGAAGGGGAGUACUGUUUGCAGCAAGUAUCUUAACUUGUAAAUGACACAAGCUGAUACGGAGCACAUUAUGGACUAACAAGUUUUUGUGGGUAAAUGCUGUUUUAUUAUUGUUAAAGCUUAUAGAUUGAGAAAUAAGAAGAAAUAUUUAGAGCAUAUAUUUGUCUUUCUGUUAAUAAUAAUAAUAAUAAUUUGGAGUUUAAAAGUUGCAUGUCAACUUUUAAUUUACAAUGGCAUGUUCAGCGUUCAUGAAUGAGUCAUGAAUCCAAAGGAUUCCAAUUAUGACUGAUCCCUCUCAUUUGUAUGAUACCUGUUUACAUGAAUACCUCACUGACUUGUGCCAGCGGUGGGAUAACACUAACUCAAUUCAUUUCAAGUUUUAGAAAUGAAUGUGAAACUAUCUGAUGUGUGUUUGAUUUUGGUCUCCAAAGAUACUUUAUCUUCAGUUCAGCCACAUGAAGCUCUUGACAAAAAAAAACGGUUUAGAUUUAGAGAUGUGUUUCACAUAGGUAUAUUCAAUCAUCAUGCUGCAACAUGUUUAUGUUGUUAUGCUUUUUGCCCCUUGACAAUUAUGCAUUGACCUUUGUAAUCAAGCACACUUCAAACUAGAAAUAUUUCCUUCAUAGUGGCUUUGGCUGCUUCACGUCAGGAUGCCGUCUUGUGUUUAUGUCAUCAAGUCUUCUGUUUAUUUAUGGACAUGGUUUGUUUUUCUCUUCUCAUUAUGAAUAUCAUUAAUUUUUAAUUUAUUGUGUAUGAUAAAUACCUAUGUUUUUAAAAUAAA
Molecule: messenger RNA, 2477 nt
Organism: Etheostoma cragini (Arkansas darter)
Lineage: Eukaryota; Metazoa; Chordata; Actinopteri; Perciformes; Percidae
Gene: rab4a
Product: RAB4a, member RAS oncogene family
Exons: 8
Coding region: 343-984 (213 amino acids)
Biological process (GO): Rab protein signal transduction; regulation of endocytosis
Cellular component (GO): endosome
Molecular function (GO): GTP binding; GTPase activity
Source: RefSeq, a predicted model, not a curated record